Tilletiaria anomala UBC 951 is the source of this 1189-nucleotide messenger RNA. Its product is annotated as Brix-domain-containing protein. The transcript is spliced from 5 exons. Gene Ontology annotation, molecular function: rRNA binding. The coding region runs from base 144 to 1109 and encodes 321 amino acids. Gene Ontology annotation, biological process: ribosomal large subunit assembly; rRNA processing. The record is from RefSeq and is a predicted model, not a curated record. Gene Ontology annotation, cellular component: nucleolus. NCBI's taxonomy places the organism in Eukaryota, Fungi, Basidiomycota, Exobasidiomycetes, Georgefischeriales, Tilletiariaceae.
GCAAAGUUGGACUGAGAGCACAUUUGCGUUCUCUGAUAACACCUUCACAGCAUUAACUGGGCUCCAAAGGAUAGCGGAUUGACGGAUCGCUCGCAGGAGCAGCACAUCACAAAGGGUAUCCACCUUUUAAAAUCCUUGGCAAGAUGGCAACUAGACUUGCGGCAGCGGCGCAGGCCACCAGCUCAAAGGGCAAGAGAAAGCUCAGGGAGGAGGAUGAAGAGAUCGCUGCUUCAACCACGCCGGCCCUACGGAAAAACAGGCAGCGCGUUCUUGUUCUUCCCUCACGCGGCGUCACCUCACAGAUGCGCCACCUCAUCAAUGAUAUCGAAUCGCUGCUGCCGCACUCGAAGAAGGACUCCAAGCUCGACUCCAAGUCAAAUCUGCACAUCCUAAAUGAGCUUGCCGAAUUAAACAAUUGCAAUAACACACUCUACUUUGAAGCGAGAAAGCACACAGACCUGUACUUGUGGAUGUCCAAGACUCCCAAUGGCCCUUCUGUCAAGCUUCAAGUGCAGAACAUUCACACGAUGGACGAGCUCAAAAUGACCGGCAAUUGUCUCAAGGGUAGCCGGCAUGUUGUCAGCUUUGACAAAGGAUUCGAUUUAGCUCCUCACACGAUGCUCAUGAAGGAACUUCUGACGCAGAUCUUUGCCGUUCCACGGACAUCGCGGCGAACAAAACCAUUCGUCGACCACGUACUAUCCUUCUCCUACCUGGACGGGAAAAUAUGGUUCCGCAACUUUCAGAUUACUGAAUCAUUGGCACACGAGAGCGCAUCGGAGCUGGCAGCGGCAGCUCUUGAAAACGCGAAAGACCGUGCCUCCAAGUCGAAAAAGGGGAAAGAUCAGAAUGCUAAGCCGCCCACCCUGAUUGAGAUCGGUCCACGGUUCGUCAUGGUCCCCAUCAAAAUUUUUGAAGGCAGCUUUGGAGGGGCGACGCUCUUUGACAACCCAGAAUACGUAUCACCCAACGCAGUUCGGCAUGCCAUGCGCAGAAAGAAGGGAGAGAAGUUCACAGACAAGGUCAAGCAGCAGAACGCUCUCGAAGAGAAGCGAGCUGCCUUGCAGCUACCUGAGGAUGAGCUUUCCAACCGUAAAGUCUUCGGCUAAUGCCAGAGCGCAUGCGCUGUUGGGGUCACAGAUCCAAUGAUUUGUACUUUAAAGUGCAACAGUCACGCACGUGUACCCUA